AUGACUUACUGGGGCUGCUGGUCCGAUCAGAGCCCAAAGACACUUCCAAACAUGGCAUACACCAGCAACGACAACACCAUUGAGAAGUGCACGAAGACUUGUGCCGAUGGCGGCAACACCAUCGCCGGUCUCGAGUACGGCACUCAGUGUUUCUGCGGCAAGUCGCUUGGCUAUCUUGCGACUCAAGUCAUUGAGAGCUCUUGCUCGUUCACUUGCCCAGGCAACUCUACCGAGACCUGCGGUGGGAGUGGCCGCCUCUCACUUUUCUCCAAUGGCCGUCCUGUGCUUCAGGAAGCCCCCGGUACGCCGGAGACUGUAGGCGACUUCUAUUAUGUCUCUUGCUACACAGAGCCGAGUAAUGGUGCUCGCGCUCUCGCCGGAAAAGGCACGUCGAGUAACUCCAUGACGCUCGAGACCUGUGCGAACUUCUGCUCAUCUUACCAAUACUUCGGCACUGAGUAUGGCAGUGAAUGCUACUGCGGCAACAGCUUUUCUGCUGGAGCGAAUCGAACCAGCGAUAGCGACUGCAACAUGCUGUGCUCUGGCGCCACCAACGAAUUCUGCGGAGCUGGCGAUAGACUGACUGUCUACCAG
Molecule: messenger RNA, 594 nt
Organism: Pseudocercospora fijiensis CIRAD86
Lineage: Eukaryota; Fungi; Ascomycota; Dothideomycetes; Mycosphaerellales; Mycosphaerellaceae
Exons: 1
Cellular component (GO): plasma membrane
Source: RefSeq, a predicted model, not a curated record